Molecule: messenger RNA, 2889 nt
Organism: Indicator indicator
Lineage: Eukaryota; Metazoa; Chordata; Aves; Piciformes; Indicatoridae
Gene: PAXBP1
Product: PAX3 and PAX7 binding protein 1
Exons: 18
Coding region: 1-2871 (956 amino acids)
Biological process (GO): positive regulation of transcription by RNA polymerase II; mRNA splicing, via spliceosome
Cellular component (GO): nucleus
Molecular function (GO): DNA binding
Source: RefSeq, a predicted model, not a curated record
AUGUUCCGCAAGGCGCGGAGGGUGAACGUGCGGAAGCGGAACGACUCGGAGGAGGAGGACGAGGAGCGCGAUGAAGAGCCACCUCAGGAGCCGGCGCCGGCGGCCGAGGCCGUGGGGGAAGGGCCCGGCGAGGCCUCCAUGGCGCUGCCGGGGGGCCCCGGGCUCCUGCCGCUGCCUGCCGGCUGCGUGCCCCUCGCCCUGCCGGGCAGUCCGGCAGCCUUCGCCUGCACGGCGAGCUACGGUGCGGCUCUCGGUUUGGGGCUGGGUUUAGUAGGAGGCGACAGGGCAAGCCUGGGGGCUCUGCCGGCGCCUGUGCUCCUGCCGCCACCACCGCCACCGCCGCCGCAGCAAGGCAACGGGCUCCCGGGAGCCGGGCGCUCCAAGGAGAAGAAGCGGUCACGGGAGAACAAAGAAGUGCCGCGGGCCAGUCUGCUGAGCUUCCAGGACGAAGAGGAGGAAACUGAAGAAGUUUUUAAAGUGAAGAAAUCAAGUUACAGCAAAAAGAUUGUAAAACAAUUGAAGAAAGAAUAUAAAGAAGAUCUUGAAAAAUCGAAAGUUAGGACAGAGGUCAAUUCUCCAACAGAUGUUGAACCACCGCUAGAAAAGACAGGACAGAUUAAGGAUGUAGGUCAAGAAGAUGGAACUGCAAACAGUGAGCACGGUGAAGAAGAAAUGGAAGUUGAAAGUGAGAAGGAAGAGGAAAAACCAAAAGCUGGUGGGGCUUUUUCAAGUGCACUGUCAUCACUGAAUGUUCUCCGCCCAGGAGAAAUUCCAGAUGCUGCUUUUAUUCAUGCCGCUAGGAAAAAGCGUCAAAUGGCUCGUGAGCUUGGAGACUUUACCCCUGUUGACAGUGAACCAGGUAAAGGCCGCCUGGUUCGAGAAGAUGAAAAUGAUGCCAGUGAUGAUGAAGAUGAUGACGAGAAGAGGAGGAUAGUUUUUACAGUGAAGGAAAAAUCCCAAAGGCAAAAGAUUGCUGAGGAAAUAGGUAUUGAGGGAAGUGACGAUGAAGCACUGGUGGCAGGGGAACAAGAUGAAGAACUCAGUAGAUGGGAGCAAGAGCAGAUACGGAAAGGAAUCAACAUACCUCAGGUUCAACCAAGUCAGCCUGCUGAAGUGAAUAAUCUAUACUACCAGAACACUUACCAGACACUGUCUUAUGGUUCAUCAUAUGGCAUUCCAUACACUUAUGCUGCGUAUGGAUCAUCAGAAACCAAGUCUCAAAAAACAGAUAACACAGUUCCUUUCAAAACUCCCAGUAAUGAGAUGACUCCUGUUACUAUUGAUUUGGUAAAGAAACAGCUUAAAGACAGGUUGGACUCUAUGAAAGAAUUGCACAAAGCUAAUCGGCAGCAAUAUGAGAAACAUCAGCAAAGCCGAGAGGACUCUACCAAGGCAAUUGAAAGAUUAGAAGGGUCUUCUGGGGGUAUUGGUGAACAGUAUAAGUUUUUGCAAGAAAUGCGAGGGUAUGUCCAAGACUUGCUUGAGUGUUUCAGUGAAAAGGUGCCUCUGAUUAAUGAACUUGAAUCUGCAAUGCACCAGCUGUACAAACAGCGAGCUUCCCGCCUUGUCCAAAGACGACAAGAUGAUAUUAAAGAUGAAUCUUCGGAGUUUUCAAGCCAUUCAAAUAAAGCACUGAUGGCACCAAAUCUUGAAUCUUUUGGACGAGACAGAGUUAUCUAUCAAGAACAAGUAAAGCGCCGGACUGCAGAAAGAGAGGCUAGAAGAACUCGUCGUAGACAAGCAAGAGAGCAAACUGGGAAGAUGGCAGAUCACCUAGAAGGCCUUUCCAGCGAUGAUGAGGAAACGUCAACAGAUAUUACAAACUUCAACAUGGAGCGAGAUCGUAUAUUGAAAGAAUCCAGCAAAGUUUUCGAAGAUGUUCUGGAAAGCUUUUACUCAAUUGAUUGCAUUAAGUCACAGUUUGAAGCUUGGCGCUCAAAAUACUUUGCUUCCUACAAGGAUGCUUAUAUUGGCCUCUGUUUACCAAAGCUGUUUAACCCUUUAAUCAGACUUCAGCUGCUUAUCUGGACUCCUUUGGAGGGCAAGUGUCGAGAUUUUGAGACUAUGUUGUGGUUUGAAUCAUUGCUGUUCUAUGGUUGUGAAGAACAGGAACAAGUGAAAGAUGAUGCUGAUAUUUCACUGUUGCCUACCAUUGUAGAGAGAGUUAUUCUUCCUAAAUUAACAGUAAUUUCUGAAAAUAUAUGGGAUCCUUUUUCUACAACACAAACAUCUAGAAUGGUAGCAAUUGUACAGAAACUAGUAGAUGGAUAUCCCACAGUGGUGAAUGCAGAAAACAAAAAUACACAAAUGCUUUUAAAGGCAUUGUUGCUAAGAAUGAGGAGAACACUAGAUGAUGAUGUAUUCAUGCCCUUAUAUCCAAAAAACAUCUUAGAAAACAAGAACUCUGGUCCAUAUUUGUUUUUCCAACGUCAGUUUUGGUCCUCUGUUAAGUUAUUAGGAAAUUUUCUCCAGUGGUAUGGAAUCCUUUCAAACAAAACUCUCCAGGAACUGUCAAUAGAUGGUCUGUUAAACAGAUAUAUUCUUAUGGCUUUUCAAAACUCUGAGUAUGGAGAGGACAGCAUUAAGAAAGCUCAAAGUGUAAUUGCUUGCUUUCCUAAGCAGUGGUUCGCUAAUCUAAAAGGAGAGAAGACUAUCCCUCAGCUAGAAAACUUCUGUAGAUACCUUGUUCAUCUGGCUGAUACAAUUUAUAGAAACAGCAUUGGUUGCUCUGAUGUGGAGAAAAGAAAUGCAAGGGAGCACAUAAAGCAGAUCAUAAAGCUUCUAGCGAGUGUCCGAGCACUGGAUCACGCUGUGACAGUUGCGAAUGAUCACAACGUAAAAGAGAUAAAGAUUUUAAUAGAAGGAAAAUAGUCUUUUCUGACAACUCAU